Thyridium curvatum is the source of this 936-nucleotide messenger RNA. RefSeq lists its product as uncharacterized. Gene Ontology annotation, cellular component: nucleolus. Bases 1 to 936 code for a protein of 311 amino acids. Gene Ontology annotation, molecular function: rRNA binding. NCBI's taxonomy places the organism in Eukaryota, Fungi, Ascomycota, Sordariomycetes, Thyridiales, Thyridiaceae. The record is from RefSeq and is a predicted model, not a curated record. The transcript has 2 exons. Gene Ontology annotation, biological process: ribosomal large subunit assembly; maturation of LSU-rRNA from tricistronic rRNA transcript (SSU-rRNA, 5.8S rRNA, LSU-rRNA).
AUGCUUAGGCAAAUAAAACCCAGGAAUGCCCGCUCCAAGCGGGCGCUCGAGAAGCGCGACCCCAAGGCCGUCGAGAACCCCAAGAACGCCCUCUUCCUGCGCGGCACGUCGUGCAGCCAGGUCUGCCAGGACGCCAUGUCGGACCUGCACUCGAUGCGCAUGCCCCUCGCAAAGAAGUUCACCAAGAACAACCCGAUCCACCCCUUCGAGGAUGCCUCGUCGCUCGAGUUCUUCAGCAACAAGAACGACUGCUCGCUGCUCGUCUUCGGCAACUCGUCCAAGAAGCGCCCGCACUGCCUGACCCUCUGCCGCACCUUUGACUACAAGAUCCUCGACAUGCUCGAGCUCUACCUCGACCCGGACACCUACCGCCGCAUGAGCCAGUUCAAGACGGAGAAGUUCGCCGUCGGCCUGCGCCCCUUGCUCGUCUUCGCGGGCCCGGCGUUCGAGAGCCCCGUGCGCAACGAGUGGACGACGGCCAAGAGCCUGCUGGUCGACUUCUUCCGCGGCGACUCGUCGGCGGACAAGAUCGACGUCGAGGGGCUGCGGUACGUCGUCGCCGCGACGGCGGACGAGGAGGCCUCGGCGCUGCGGCUGCGCGCCUACCUCGUGCGCACGCGGCGCAGCGGCCAGCGGCUGCCGCGCGUCGAGCUCGAGGAGAUGGGGCCCCGGAUGGACUUCCGGCUCGGCCGGCUGCGGGAGCCCGACGAGGCGGCGCUCAAGGAGGCGAUGCGCAGGGCCCGGACCAGCGAGGAGCGCCCCAAGAAGAACACCUCCACCGACAUCGUGGGCGACAAGAUGGGCAGGAUACACAUGGGCAAGCAGGACCUCGGCAAGCUGCAGACGCGCAAGAUGAAGGGCCUCAAGAGGUCGCGGGACGAUGACGACGACGUGGAGGCUGGGGCGAAGAGGGCGAGGGAUGAGGAUGAUGAGUAG